Molecule: messenger RNA, 2108 nt
Organism: Capsaspora owczarzaki ATCC 30864
Lineage: Eukaryota; Filasterea; Ministeriida; Capsasporidae
Exons: 2
Coding region: 89-1996 (635 amino acids)
Source: RefSeq, a predicted model, not a curated record
UUUUGUAAAAAAGUACAACACAAACUCAAACACAUAGAAACAAAGAGGCACGCCCUCUUCUGUGAACGACGUAAAAGCAGUGAAAAUCAUGCUCAGUCAAGGGUUGUUGCUCGCACAUGCGGCGGCGCGAUCACUUCCAGGAUGUGCGUCCCUCCACCGUGCCACUGUCAGCGUGCUCAGGCUGCAGACAGCGAGCUCGCAACCUGGAGGCCGGCGGCAAUGUCGAUCGCACACUACUGCGAUUCUCAGAAGCAGCAGCAGCGUCCUCACACAGCAGCCGGUGCCGCAGCAAGCCAGCCAGAUCACCGCUGGCCAAGACCAGCGUGAGCAGAUGGGUGCAUUUGUACCAUUGCAUCCGCGCGCCAUGCUGCCGCGACGACCGCCGUCUCACCUCGUGUGUCGAGUGCAAGAAGCGAAACCAACCAGCGCCACUGCCAAUCGACUGCCGCUGAACCGCAAGCCAGAACAACCCAGUCGUGGAUUGGCUGCCAAGUCCGCAAGAAAGUCUACCAACAUUCUCGAUGACGAGGAGGAGGAGGAGGAGGAGCAGGAGGCGGCGGUUUUGGCCAAAGAACUGAAUGACCAACACCACGCAGACGCCGCGAUCGCCGCCGCCCAGCCGCCGCUGUGGGCUGUGGCAGACGUUGAAAAUGGCCGGAUUCUGUUCUUGAGGCUGAUGGAGGGUGGUCGGCUCCACCUCGAAGCGGCCCUCGGCACCAAUCGCGUCACGUUCGACUGGGAUCCCAUUCAUCGGUACGCCCAGAGAGUCGUGCUUCCCUUCCACGAAAGGCCAGAACAAUCCUGGUGCUUUACGCCGCUCGAGUACACACAGCCAAUCACGUCCUUUGAUAGUACCGGCAUCAUGUCGCCCAGCAAAAUCUGGUCGCCUGCACCGCAGACCCUGCUCGUCGCCGACUCGGGCGCUGGGCGUGUCUUGCGAGUAAAUACGGUCGAUCGCACAGCAACUACGGCCGUUAUCGCGUCAAAGCUGAUUCGGCGCUUGUUUGCAUUGGCGCCGACCAUGCGCGGCAGCCUUUUCGAACCGGCGGAUUCCACGUUGGAUGUUCCGACUCUGAAACACAUCAAGCACUACCACUCCAACUUGUUCGGGCCGCUGAUCCACAGACCGCAGUCGAUUCACAAGACUGCGGCAGUAGAGCAUCUGGCUUUGUGUGCGACUGGUCUUGCUGCCAACACGACCACUGCGACUACGACUGUCGACCAGGUGCUGCCCGUCCCCGCUGAGGAACUCGUUGCCGACGCACGCGACCAAAUUGCAGCCAACCAUUGCAAGACUCUGCAAGUGGACUGGGUUGCACCGCCUGCGCUCGACUCCAGUGACGAAUCGUCCGACCUGCACAACUUGUACGCUGCGCUUGAAACAGGUCGGAUUCACCAGGGCUUGGAGUCGCUCUCAGUGUCAUUCCCUUCGGGUCAGCCGCCCUUCACCAAUCCGAGUGUGCCAGUUUUGAAGCCGCUGAUGCCGUACGCCGCUCGCUCCGAUCUGCCCGUGCCUGUGGUGUGGCACAGCGUCCUGCAGCUCGAGCCUGGCGAGCACAUCAUCCCCGUGCAAGUCUCGCUGACAGACACCACACUCGCCCUUCCACGACCUCCAUCUCUUUCAUAUAGUAUCGCUGGCUCCAUGACCGACUUGCACCUCCUUCGAGCCAUGCAUUUGCCCCCAGACACAAUCACUGCCUUCGAGCGUGACGAGAUGGAGUUUUUCGACUCGUCAGACAUUCCUCCUCCAGUGCUGCCUGCCACCAUGCCUGUCAACCAGCCUUAUUUAUAUGUUUCAGCGUUUCCGGGCACUGGAAGGAUAAACCUCAACUUGCACGUGUUUUUAGGCCCAGCCACAGUCACAGGAGCGAGCGAUGGCGUCAGUGCAUUCCAGCUCGUUCACGUCGAAAUUCCAGUGCGAGUGGUCAAGCCUGCCGUGCCGAGCUCGGAACCCCAAGCACCGCCCCAAAUCCGGGUUGUGCUUUCCAAUUCCUAAACUCUUAGGGGCAUACUUUGCCACAUUGUACUGUAUACUCGAUUUGCGUCAACUAUCAUCGUUCCAACAAUCACAACUUGGACCAGGAACCUUCAAAACACUCGUUUCAGCC